UUACUAGUUGUUCACCAAAAUUAUGUGACAAAUUAAUGGCUAACCAGUCUCAACAUGGUUGAUGAAUUCUUCUUAUAUGCAGAAUUGAAGGGACAAGGUACAAGGUAAUAGUGCACAAUGAGGACCAGCUGGAACUCUCGUUCAUGAGAAUUUGGAAUCUCUCUCUCGAUGGCAAGCUUGUUCCUUUGGACAUUGACUUGAGGUAUGUUUUGCUGCGCAAUUCGUCGGGUUUCUACUCCUACGCCAUCUUCAAACACUCCAAGGAAUGGCCUUCUUCCAGCUUUGGUUCUGCCAGGCUUGUGUUCAAGCUUUCGAAGGACAAGUUUCGUUAUAUGGCUAUAUCUGACAAAAGGCAGCGUUACAUGCCACUCCCUGAAGAUCGAAAAUCAGAUAGAGCAGAUUCCCUAGCUUAUAGGGAGGCAGUAAGACUUGUCAAACCAAAGGAGCGUCAAUUCAAAGGAGAGGUGGACGACAAGUACCAAUAUUCAGUGGAAAGCAAAGACCUUAAGGUUCAUGGGUGGAUAUCCACAGAUAAGCGAUCAACUGGGUUCUGGCAAAUUACACCCAGCAAUGAGUACCGAUCAGGCGGACCCCUCAAACAAGAGCUUACCUCCCAUGUGGGUCCCACAUGCCUUACAGUAUUUCUGAGUGGACAUUAUGUUGGAGAUGCUUUGGAAGUAAAAAUUGCAGCCAAUGAAACAUGGAAGAAAGUUUAUGGUCCUGUUUUUAUAUAUUUUAAUUCUGCCUCGACUAGUGAUGCCAAAUCUCAACUUUGGCAGGAUGCUAAAAGACAGAUGAAAACUGAAGUUCAAAAUUGGCCCUACUGUUUCCCAGCUUCAGAAGAUUUUCCAAAACCAAAUCAAAGGGGUAGUGUCACAGGCAGAUUGUCCGUCCUGGAUAGGACCUCUAUACCUGCGAGGGAUGCUCACGUUGGCUUAGCACUUCCAGGAACUGCUAGCUCUUGGCAAACGGAAAGCAAGGGUUACCAAUUCUGGACAAGAACAAAUGAUGAAGGCUAUUUUUCGAUCUCUGGUGUUAGGCCUGGUACCUACAAUCUUUAUGCAUGGGUUCCUGGCUUCAUUGGAGAUUACGUAUAUGAUGUGUUGGUCAAUGUAACUGCAGACUCUCCUGUUAAAGUUGGUAAUCUGGUAUAUGAACCUCCAAAGGAUGGCCCAACGUUGUGGGAAAUAGGUAUCCCUGACAGGUCUGCGGCAGAAUUCUUUAUUCCUGAUCCUAACCCCAAGUAUAUCAACAAGCUUUAUGUCAACGAUACUGAUAACAAGUUUAGGCAAUAUGGCCUAUGGGAAAGAUAUGCAGAGUUGUAUCCAAAUGGAGAUUUGGUCUACGAUGUCAGCUCCAGUGACUAUAGAAAAGAUUGGUUUUUCGCUCAAGUUACCAGGCGUGUUGGUGACAAUUUUGAAGCAACUAAUUGGCAAAUCAAGUUUAGACUUGACCGCGUGCAUAGGACCAAAACCUAUAAACUAAGAGUGGCACUAGCAAGUGAAAGCCUAUCUGAUUUGGAGGUUCGGAUUAAUAAUGAGAACUCAUAUCGUCCUAUGUUUUCUACCGGAGUUAUUGGGACGGAUAAUGUCAUUGCAAGACAUGGAAUUCAUGGACUUUACUACCUGUUCAACUUUGAUGUGCCAGGCAGUCCGCUUGUGGCAGGGGAUAAUACCAUUUUUCUGAGACAAAGACGGGGCGGAGGCCCUUUCGUAGGCAUCAUGUAUGACUAUAUUCGUUUCGAAGGUCCACCAUCUUAGAUUGCAUCAAGUCCAUUGAGCCUUAGGCUUAUUGUUUUGGUUAUUUUCAUUCUGAAUUGUAUUGUAUUAUUUAUUUGUUAAGACAUAUAUACGUGAAGUUGACAUCUUAAUCUCCCCGUCCCAUCUUAAGGGCUAGCUGCUGUGGUGUUUUUCCCUUCAAGACUUAAAUUCAGUGAAGUAUUUGUAUUUAAGCCAUCUUCAAAUAAAAAAACAGAAAAUAAAUUACACCCUUCU
This is a messenger RNA of Tripterygium wilfordii, 1994 nucleotides long. Its product is annotated as probable rhamnogalacturonate lyase C. The transcript is spliced from 12 exons. Bases 144 to 1760 code for a protein of 538 amino acids. The record is from RefSeq and is a predicted model, not a curated record. Gene Ontology annotation, biological process: carbohydrate metabolic process. Gene Ontology annotation, molecular function: catalytic activity; carbohydrate binding. NCBI's taxonomy places the organism in Eukaryota, Viridiplantae, Streptophyta, Magnoliopsida, Celastrales, Celastraceae.